Molecule: messenger RNA, 993 nt
Organism: Lottia gigantea (owl limpet)
Lineage: Eukaryota; Metazoa; Mollusca; Gastropoda; Lottiidae
Exons: 3
Coding region: 1-993 (330 amino acids)
Source: RefSeq, a predicted model, not a curated record
AUGGAGCACAUUCUACUCUUCCUCGUAGUUUUAUUGUGUUUUUCAUGGCAGUGUCAAUGCCUUAGACAAGCAGAGUUUUUAAAAACCAAAGUUAUCUCUGACACGUUUGAAUCAACGAAAAUGGGCGAGUUACAAACCACAAAUUAUAAAAUGUGUCUCUUCCAAUGUGUAGAAAGAUCGGAGUGUAGAAGGGCACUAUAUUGUCAGAACAUAAACCCGUCUAACUGUUUUCUUUAUGACGAGGGUGAAAACUGUCUUACCUCAUCUGGAAAUGAGAUCAACUGUAAAUGUUACAACAAGGUAUAUAAUUGUAAUGAGACAGGAUGUAGUUGUCCAAAAGGGUAUUAUGGUGACAAAUGCAAAUCAGUUGUUAAAGAUUGUAUUGAAGCAAGCGACAAAGGAUUUGACACUGGUAAAUAUAAAUUGGUCUUUAUUCAACCAACGACUUCAAUUCUUCCUUUUGAAGUUCAAUGUCGCAGUGGAGGUGCCAGAAUAUUAUCACGUCAAAUUUAUUCUGGUUUGCCAGUUAACUUCAACCGCACAUUGAAUGAGUAUGAAGAGGGCUUUGGGAACAGAGAAACAGAAUAUUGGAUCGGACUAAAAAAAAUUCGAGAGAUACUAAGAAUCGGCGAAUAUGACAAACUGAAAAUUGGCUUUUUUAACGGAAGCUAUUCUAAUUCAAAACAGGCGCAUUACAAACAUGUUUCUUUUGGAAACAAAACCACGGGGUAUGCUUUCAGUUCCAGUGCGUAUAUUGGAGACAGAAGCACUGCACCAGAUAUAAUGCUUGGUAGUGUAAAUGCUUUGGAUCAACCUUUCUCUACCUUUGAUAAUGACUCGACUGGACAUGCAUGUGCUGCUAAUUUUGGAGGCGGUUGGUGGUUUGAUAAUGAUCCUUAUUGCUCUUUAGCUAACAUAAAUGGCCCCCGCUUUGCCUUAUCGUAUGGUCCAUAUGGUAAAAUCAUUGACCUUCAAAUAGAGAUAUAUAAGUAA